AUGAUAUGGAACACAGUUAGAUUUGAUGAUAAUGACUGCAGUACCCUGUUGUAUAUGAAUUCUCUCAUUAGAACCCUCUACAAGGUGAUUUCUAAGGUUCUUAGAAACAGAAAUAAAAAAGUGAUUGGCAUGGUUAUAUUAGAGCAUCAGACGACUUUCAUAGUAGGUAGACAGAUUUUGGACGGGAUAUUGAUUGCUAAUGAAUUGGUGGAUGAGGCUAAAAGAAGGAAAAAAGAAUUGCUAAUGUUUAAAGUCGAUUUCGAAAAAGUCUAUGACUCGGUGGAUUCGAAAUUUAUUGAUCACGUGAUGGGAAAGAUGGGGUUCCAUGAUAAGUGGAGGAGGUGGAUUGCUGAGUGCCUUAAAACAUCAUCAGCGCUAGUGCUCGUUAACGGCAGUCCGAUUAAGGAAAUGAGAAUGGAGUGA
This is a messenger RNA of Vicia villosa (hairy vetch), 423 nucleotides long. RefSeq lists its product as uncharacterized. The coding region runs from base 1 to 423 and encodes 140 amino acids. The record is from RefSeq and is a predicted model, not a curated record. The transcript has a single exon. NCBI's taxonomy places the organism in Eukaryota, Viridiplantae, Streptophyta, Magnoliopsida, Fabales, Fabaceae.